GUCACUACUCCCAAGCAAGCCUGGCGGGCAAGGAUAUCUGAAGAGGUUGCGAGUGUUUUAUUGAGGUACUUGCUGCCUUUACGGAGCGGAGAGCAAGACUCGUAGGGGGAAGCAACGACAACAAAUAGGCAGGCCUUCACUUGCCCCUCCGAUAAUAAUUGUAGCACACCCGGCAAUUAGGCAAGGACAAACCGACCGCUGCUGCGGCGAAGAGUAUGUCGGACGUGAAGGUUGAGGAGAAGGUGCCUGUGGCGGAGGUGCUCGAAGAAGAUGACGAGUUCGAGGAGUUCGCUGAGGCGAACUGGGACGAGACUGCAGAGGACCAGGAGGACCUCCAGCAGUGGCAGGACGACUGGGACGACGAUGACAUGGACGAUGACUUCUGCAACCAGCUGAGAGCGGAGCUGGAGAAGACGAAGCCGCCGGCAACAGGACAAGCAAAACCACAGCAGUCGUGAAACUGAAGUGAAAAGAGCCCUAGAGAGCUGCUGCUGCAUGCCUCUUGUCCGGCCGAGCCGAGCCGAUGUUCCAUUUUCUUUUCUGUCGUUGUGUGCAUACGGUUUUGACAAGAUAUUGAGUUUUUUUGUUUUAUCGUAGUUGUUUUUUAACUGAUUUUCCUUUCAUCGUGCCACGGUCUUAGGGUCCGGCGGUAGACAUGAGCGCACGGACCAAUUUGACCGGAACCGGCGUGACGACCAACAGAAGAUACCUCAGUCGAAGAUAAUUGAGCCUCUUCCUGGGGCCGCUAGAAUAUUGCGGUGUGCACCGCGGCGCGCGACUGCAGUCGACGCCCGUCACGAGAGGGGGUGAUCGGCAUGCUUCUCCGCACGGCAUGUAUCGGGGUUUGGGUGGGGUAUUCACAACCGACGUCGUACAUCCUGAUGCUGCAGCUCGAGCCUUCCGCGAAUAUGAGGUGUCUAUUACAUGCCCCCACACCCCAGUAUCCAUCCGUCCACAUGGAUGGGCGCCACCCUUGCGGAGUCAUGGUGAAUCGAAUCGCGCGUGUCGCGCCAUGCACAUAUAUCGAUAUAUCUGUUCUUCGUUGUUCCGAGUGCAUCCGUUUUAUUCCACCGUUCGCCCGAAGCACGUUUUAGUGCGCCUCGAGGAGAGUCCCUGCGGUGCUGUAGCAUCUACGUCAAGGCUUCUCAUGCGGCUGCCUCGCUGCUCCUGCAAGAGUCUGAUAGACGCGUGUUCGCCGCAUCCAAGGGCAAAGUGUUGAAGGAUGCGCGGAAUAGCCCGCAGCCUGCUUCAGAGGGUCACGCGGAACAGGAGCAGCUAUUAGCUGUGUCGGAGCUUGGAUCAUACAUGGCUGGCCAACAUUAGCAGUUUUUCUCCCGCUCUCACAUUAGUGAGGGAGCCCCUGCUGUGCUGCAAGCAGCACCUACGACUCUCACGUUGGUGCGUGCUCGAGCUCCGAUUUGCCGAUGCCCUGUCGGGGCAAGUCGUGGUGUUGUGUCGGAGGUUUGGCUUUGCCUGUGCCAAAACAAGGAUGGAAGCUUGGAAAAUUGUACGCUCAUUCAGCAGUAGCCGCGUGUGUAGAACGGGGCAUAUUCCAACCAGCUACCGACGUCUUCCUUUUUCGACACAGUGGCAUGAUGCAUUUUCGCGAAAUCGCGUGGCCCCCCUUGCGACACCGCGGAGACUUUGGUGAUGACCAUCUCUCCAAGGAUGAACAAGUUGCGCGAAAUUCACUUUCGAAGGAAUAACAUUACCGUGCCAAGUGUUCGUGUCCUCCCUCUGAGGAUAUGUUUUGAGCAUCUCCAACACUCAAGCACUUCAUUGUACCUGUCCAGCCCGUGCCAGACCACGUUCCUCUCGUGGAACCUUCAACCAACGACCAGAUGAACACCGCCUCAUCGCAAGAAAAAUGCGGCCAUAUCUCUCUCCUUCUUCAGUAUGUACACAGCGAAAGGAAGCGCGAAGCUAGCCUCCAAACACACGACACGCGUAGCCCUACGUGCCU
Messenger RNA from Ectocarpus siliculosus, 1963 nucleotides. The record is from the annotation of a GenBank genome assembly. NCBI's taxonomy places the organism in Eukaryota, Phaeophyceae, Ectocarpales, Ectocarpaceae.